AUGAAAUAUUUAAUAUUGGUAUUAUUAUUAUUAACCAUUUCGAUUCACUUUGUUAACUCAAAGGAUUGUCCACGUUGUCUUGAUAUCGACGAUGAAUGUAACAUUAACGAUACAACCGUUACUUGUCCGAAAGGAUCAUUUUGUUCACCAAUUUCCCAAACCUGUAAAAUUUCGGUUCCUGAAAAUGGAAAUUGUACUGUAGAUUUGGAAUGUGAAAAUACAUUGGGAUGUAUAAAUUCAACAUGCAUACAAACACAUUAUUUAGGUAUGAUUGAAUUGUGUACACAUGAUUCAGAGUGUACAACACCAACUCUUUGUAAACCAUAUUCAUGUGGUCAAACAUGUAACAAAGCAUGUAAUUACUUUGAACUUACAUGUACAACAAAUGGACAAUGUCAAUUCCCAAUGGUUUGUACCAGUGGAAAAUGCAAUACCGCAAAGAACGACGGUGAAUCUUGUAAGAUCUCUUCAGAAUGUCAACCUUAUAGUACAUGCUCAGAGAAUAUUUGCCAAUCACCAUACUCAAUGGAUUUAGGUGAAAAUUGUACUUCUGACUACAGUUGUGAUAUUUCUAAAAAUUUAAUUUGUUCAUCUAAUGGAACAUGUAUAAAAGAUUUAAAUCAAACUUCACAUUGUGGAUCUCUUGAUCCAUCUGUAAAGAAAUCGAUAUUUUGUCAACUCGAAAAAUGUAGAAUUCUCAAUGAAUGCCAGGUUGUCGAUCACAUGGCAAAGAAAUCUUGUAUCUACCAGAGUUGCGGUGAACUCGUUGAUAAACUCAACGGUCUCAACGAUACAUGUAACGCGACUCCAUCGAAUUCCAAUUCACAAAGUGUAACAUAUGUACACUCUUUAUUAGUUUUAUCAUUGUUUUUAUUUAUUUCCUUAAUUAUCUAA
This is a messenger RNA of Heterostelium album PN500, 894 nucleotides long. RefSeq lists its product as uncharacterized. The transcript is spliced from 3 exons. The record is from RefSeq and is a predicted model, not a curated record. NCBI's taxonomy places the organism in Eukaryota, Evosea, Eumycetozoa, Acytosteliales, Acytosteliaceae. The coding region runs from base 1 to 894 and encodes 297 amino acids.